This is a messenger RNA of Lycium ferocissimum, 1371 nucleotides long. RefSeq lists its product as uncharacterized. Gene Ontology annotation, molecular function: RNA-DNA hybrid ribonuclease activity; nucleic acid binding. The transcript is spliced from 3 exons. The record is from RefSeq and is a predicted model, not a curated record. Bases 1 to 1371 code for a protein of 456 amino acids. NCBI's taxonomy places the organism in Eukaryota, Viridiplantae, Streptophyta, Magnoliopsida, Solanales, Solanaceae.
AUGUGGAACAAAUACUGCAAGAGAUUCAGACCAACUGUGGUGCAAUGGAAAAAAGGUUCUCAGACUUGGAAGCUAAUGUUACAAUCAAGGGAUGAUAUGGGGCAUAGUAUUUGGUGGGAACCAAGGAAUGGAUCUUCAUCAACAUGGUUUGAUAAUUGGUCUAAACUUGGCGCUUUACAUGAUUUUUUACCACACCAGGAGCAGAAUAAUGAGAUAGGAGAUGAUCUAGAAGAUUUGAUAGACAAUAGUCAUUGGAAUUAUCCCAAAAUGCAGGAUGUAUUUUCAGCAGAUAUAGUAGAGCAUGUUAGAAAUGAAUUGGGCCAUUUUCAGAGAUCUAAUGAAACAUCUAAGCCAUGGUGGAUACAUACAAGCUCUGGGAAAUUUACAGUUAAGAGUGCAUGGGAGAAGUUGAGACAAAGACAACAAAGAUCACAGGUUUAUGAGAACUUCUGGUUAAAAGGAUUACCAUACAAAAUUUCUAUGUUCUUAUGGAGAGUAUGGUUUUGGAAGUUACCUAUAGAUGAAGUUCUGCAGAAAAUGAAUAUCAGUAUAGUCUCAAGAUGUUGGUGCUGUCAUAUCAAACAGACAGUUUUGAUAUGGUGGAAUUUUAAUACUGUGGCUAGACUGAAAGCUUUAUAUCAGGCCAUUCCUGCAUUAGUUAUGUGGCAGUUAUGGAAAAGUAGGAACACAAGAAGACAUGAAGGCUUAGUUUCUUAUGUUAAGGCGAUUCAUGAGAUCAAUAGAAAUAUCUACAUGUUGGCUCAAUACAGGUAUCCUUGGUUGCAGAAUAUGCCAAAACUGUGGCCUUUGAUGGUUGAGCUGUUGGAGAAUUAUAGGAAUCCCUUAACUUAUAAACAGGUGAAGUGGAAAUUUUCUAGAAAUGGACACUUUAAAUGCAACACUGAUGGUGCAUCAAGAGGAAAUCCAGGUCCCAGUUUUGCAACUUUUUGUGUAAGAAACAGUUCAGGAGAUUUCCUACAUGUUAUGGCAAGGGUGUUACCAGAUACAACAAAUCUUGUUGCUGAGGCUGUGGCCAUUGAGCAAGGCAUUAAGUACUGUAUUUCACAUGAUUUGCUGCCAGUAAUUAUAGAAACAGAUUCAUUAUCAAUGCAGAAGAUUUUAGAUAGUAUAUGGAAGGUGCCUUGGAGUAUAUCUUUAACAAUUAGGAGCAUCCAAAGGUGGAGAAAGGACAAGGAUGUCACAGUGGAGCAUGUAUUGAGAGAAGGUACAAUUCAAUAUGAUCAUUUUCAGGAUAUACCAUCUCAAGGAAGGAGGCUCAUCAACAUGGACAAGAGUCAAAUGCCAAAUCUCAAGAUUAGAUCAGCUAGCACUCAGGAAAUCAAAAGCCAUAACAGCAGCAACAGGUCAUAA